UUUACUAGUUACAGUAUCAGCGCGCCUCUGGAAAGUCAGCUUGUCAGUUACAGCAGCACGUCCCCUGAACGAUAACGAAGAGGUAACUUUAGGUGAGAAGCCUGACCACGGAGACCGGGGUGAGAAGGUGAUGAAGCGUACUUCAUGAGCUGUAACCGAAAAACUACUGGCUUUUGGGAAGUUUGAGUCAGGAGGAAGGGAAGGGAGUUGCCCUGUAAAGAUAAGGACCUCGGUUUCCUUCCAUUUUUGGUCAUCAGGGAGUGAGUGGAAAAUAUGCGCAAACGCCCCCGAAGAGAGGCACACUGAUAUUCUCUCAUUCUGUUAUCUAGUCUACGCAAGGAGAGCACCACACGACUCUGAAGAACACACAAGGCAGCCAUUGCUGGGAAAAUGCAGGGCCAGAGAGAGAAGAUAAUCAUAUUGAUCCUCGUUGCUACGCUCUCUCACAGGGUGACUCAGGCAAAGGUAAUGGACAUGGUUCCUAAUGCCGUGGAUGACCAGUACACUCACUGUCGGGAGCAGAUGUUGAAGAAGGUUAUGGAAGGGGGUCUGCUGGAAGAAGAAUUGAAAGGCAGUAUAGAGUAUAGUUCUGCCUGGCGGGCAAAGCAGUGUACAAAAUUAAUCCCGGGAGGCGUCAAGCAACACACAGAUGCAUUGGUGGCUUAUGGACAUGGGGGACAUGUGUUCAGAAAGAUUUUCAACAAUGCAGUGGAGACUCAGGGUGGGAAUGUCACUGUCUAUAACGGCGAAUUCCAGUUCAAAUCACUCCACUUUCUUCUAAUGGAUGCCAUGAGGCUUUUGAAGACAGAGAACUGCCAAACUGUGUUUCGUGGCUCAAGCAAAGAGUAUGAGGCACAAGUAGGGUCAGAAGUGCGAUUUGGGAGGUUUACCUCAACCAAGGCCAAACGUUCCGACGCGGAGGAAGCUACUUCAGACAGUGGCAUCCUUUUCAACAUCACUUCCUGCACUGUAGUCAACAUGGAUAAGUACAGUUGCUUCCCAGAAAGCAUUGAUCAGCUGAUAUCCCCAGCAGAGGUGUUUAGGGUGGCUGAGGUAAACAAUGUAAGCAAUGAAGAUCACAAGUACAGAGAGAUUGUUUUGACAAGUUCAAGGACUCACAGCAUUGACAGCAUCCGCGACUGUUACCUCUUCCCCAGAUCUACAAGUACGAGUCCUCCAUCAAUCACCCCCAAAGGCUCCUCUACUCAAUGGCUUGGCAGUAGCCUGUCUGUUCUUGUGGUUGUAUCUCUCUCUAUCUCCCUGAUCACCAGGACUGAUCAUCUCUGAUAAACUAAAGUGUUGAAUGCAAAUAGAUGUGGUAAAGAAGUCAAUGGAACGCAGACCGUGGGGGAUAGAAGGACGCACAUUCAACCAAUCUGAUCUAACACAAUAGAUAUUUUUCAAAUCGUCAUUUUUUAUGUAUUGUAACAUGCCCAGAAUGUGGUUACUAAAGUUUGAUUUGGAUCUGUCUGUUUUCACGGCAUAACAUUUAAAAGUAGUCCCAUUUCAGGUUUAGAAGUGACUGCUAAAGGCUAACUCCCUAUUGUAUAGACUGGUAGCAUAGCUAGCAUAGAGAAAUCAAUGGUGGUAGUCAAAGUCGUUUUUUAACUGUAAUGCAGUUUCUUGGUGAUGAUGACAUCAACAUGUAUUCGGGUUGACAUCCAUACCAACAUUAUACUCUGAUUUUUACCUCAACAUAGUGUGAAACACACAUAAACAAUAGCCUAAAUGUAGGCUAAUUUUGCUGGUGGCCAUUGAGGAGAUUCUGGAUCUUUCCCCCAUGCGUUUCCAUGGCAUUUCCAUUGUUUUGGUCGAGUUCCAUUGACCUCUACACUGCAUCUAUUGAAAAGGACAAACACACACACACACACACACACACACACACACACACACACACACACACACACACACACACACACACACACACACACACACAGAGACACACACACUUGCAUGUAUGUAAUAUCAGUGCACACAGACACAUAGAUAUUCAUCAAAUGUGACAAAGCACCAACCUGUCAAACCCCUCUUAGCAUAAUGAUAUUCUCUUGAAAAAUGCAUUUCUUUGCAAUUCAUUGUUUUUGUAAAAAAAAAGAUCAUGUUGAAUAGAUAAUAUUAGAUAAGAUGUUUUAAACAAUAUGUUAUGCAUUUAGCAAAUAUUUUGGUAUCACAACAAUUGACUGUGGGUGGUGUCCAGUUUUCAUAGAUGUAAUUUAAUUUUCCUCUUGUUUUGUUAUCGAAUAAAGAAACAAGUUGAGCAUUUUUGAGUGUUGGAUAGGACACCUUUGGCAUCUACGCAUUGAGAUGGGGUGGGAAGGAGUGAUAGAUUUAUUAAAUGUAUUAGAUAAUUGAAAGUAGUAAACUUCUCCAGCUGGAAACGACUUUACAUACAUUGGGGUGAUAAGCAUGUACAUUGAAUUAAUGAUAUUAGGCUCAUAAUCUGACAGUCCAGACAAACAGUAUGUAUGGCCUCGUAAUAUUUAUGUUGUGUAAUAUGUCUGAGGGAAAAUGACUGUCAUCCCUAUGAGGGAUGUGGACAGAGAGUGCCCUUUCUCCAAGCUCAAGCCAUGCUCAGAAUCACAGUAGCACUAGCCUUUAGGUCUCAGUUACAAAGUUUUUGCACUGACUCAAUCACAGCUGGAGCCACACAUGUUUUGGCUAAUAUUUCAUCCUUAUCCUGGAACCUGCAUGUUGUGCCGGCUUUUGUUCCAGCACCAGCUCACUGGAUACAACUAAUCAACCGAUCAUAAAACCCUUGAUUAGUUGAAUCAGAUGUUUUAGUACUGGACUGGAAUUAAAACCUGCACACACUGUCCCCUGGACCAGAAUUAACAAUUAAUUUGAGUGUUGCCUCAUUGAAGCACAUUGGGGUUUCUGCAAAGAAGAAUUGAGGUCAAGCCUGCCUUACAACUGUGAUGCAAAUAUCAAUACGCAGAGGUCCUGUUAUAACUGACGUAACUUACACUGUUCUAAGAAGUUUCUUUCAUUUUUACUUUUAUUUCUUAUUCUUACUCGUAUAUAUAUAUAUAUAUAUAUAUGAAUAUAUAUAUAUAUAUUUUUUUUAACUGCAUUGUUGGUUAGGGGCUCAUAAGUAAGCAUUUCACUGUAAGGUGAAACACCUGUUGUAUGUGGAGUAUGUGACUAAUAAAAUUAGAUGUGAUUUGAAUUAUG
Salvelinus namaycush (lake trout) is the source of this 3171-nucleotide messenger RNA. RefSeq names its product T-cell ecto-ADP-ribosyltransferase 2-like. The record is from RefSeq and is a predicted model, not a curated record. The transcript has 5 exons. Bases 391 to 1287 code for a protein of 298 amino acids. Lineage: Eukaryota; Metazoa; Chordata; Actinopteri; Salmoniformes; Salmonidae. Gene Ontology annotation, molecular function: NAD+-protein-arginine ADP-ribosyltransferase activity; NAD+ poly-ADP-ribosyltransferase activity.